Messenger RNA from Orycteropus afer afer, 2496 nucleotides. RefSeq names its product ceramide kinase (gene CERK). The record is from RefSeq and is a predicted model, not a curated record. Gene Ontology annotation, molecular function: kinase activity. NCBI's taxonomy places the organism in Eukaryota, Metazoa, Chordata, Mammalia, Tubulidentata, Orycteropodidae.
AUGUGGCUGCUGUGGUGUCGAUUUCACCUCACGUGUGUCCGAGUGGCCCGUGCUCCUCCCUGGAGAUUUCAGCGGCUGCUUUUUCACAAGCAGCUCCUCAGGCUUUCCUUUGCAGGCGCCUCUGGGGCGGCAAACCUCCAGCCUUGGGGUGCCCAGCAGAGCGCGGUGACCAUCUGCGCCACGUGGGACACCAUCAUCGCCUCCCGAAAGGCCCAUUCGGAAAACUUGCUGAGCGAACCACCCGUCUCUUCCUGCCUCUCCAGCCGCAUGCUGGGCGUGCUGGAAUUCCGCCAGGAAAACAGGUUCUGGCUUGGACUCCACUCCUCGCUGCACCAGCGGGCGGUGCUGAGGCUUUGGCGAGCCCUGUUCUGUGGGCAGCACAGCUCCAAGGAGGGGCAGAACAUCCCGAAGGACGGCCUGCAGCCCGUGGAACGACAAUUGCGCCUGUUCCGGAGGCUCCUGGGAGGUUUGUCCAUGCCGAGUGCCCAGGCAAGGCUCCCAGCAGAUGGAGUGUGGGGAACCGGGAUGCACUGCAGACUCGCGUCUCUGGGUGGUCUGCCUGACCCUGCACUCAGCCAGUGUGCUGGCCUGCCCGCCACGCCCUCGCCGUCACCGCUCGGCGGCCUGGCCUCCACGCCCUCGCCGUCACCGCUCGGUGGUCUGCCUGGUCCUAUGCUCAGCCAGACAAGUGAUCGCAAAGAGCCUGUGUUUGAGCCGCACGGCAGGCUCUGCGGCCAACGGCCCCCUCACAGCAGGACAGCUGACUCCCCAGCACCCCCCGAUGCUGCGCUGUGUCCAGCCCAUGCCUUUGCUGAGGCCCCAGGCCUCCCCUUGGUCCCCUUGGUGACACGGGUGUCUCUGCAGUCCUCCUGCCUCUGUGAUGUCUGCUCCGUGCCCAUCUCUGAGAUCAUCACCGUCGAAGAAGCCAACGUUAAUGGGAAACAUUGCCCCCGUGGAAAAUGGCAGAAAAUGGAAAAGCCUCAUGGUUUUACAGUGCACUGUGUGAAGCGAGCUCGGCGUCACCGCUGGAAGUGGGCCCAGGUGACUUUCUGGUGUCCUGAAGAGCAGCUGUGCACCCUGUGGCUGCAGACCCUCAGAGAGCUGCUCGGGAGGCUGAUGACGGAACAUGCCAAUCACGCCAAGGAGAGCUUAUACGAGAUGAACAUAGAUAAAUAUGAUGGCGUCGUCUGCGUCGGCGGGGACGGCAUGUUCAGCGAGGUCCUGCACGGCCUGAUCGGGAGGACGCAGCAGGAGGCAGGCGUGGACCAGAACCACCCGCGCGCGACCCUGGUCCCCAGCCCGCUCAGGAUCGGCAUCAUCCCCGCAGGGUCCACAGACUGUGUGUGUUACUCGACGGUUGGGACCAAUGAUGCAGAGACCUCAGCCCUGCACAUCGUCAUCGGAGACUCGCUGCCCAUGGACGUGUCCUCAGUGCACCACAAUGGCGCCCUGCUGCGGUACUCCGUGUCCCUGCUGGGCUACGGCUUCUAUGGGGACAUCAUAAAGGACAGUGAGAAGAAGCGGUGGAUGGGCCUUGUCAGAUAUGACUUCUCAGGUUUCAAGACCUUUCUCUCCCAUCACUACUAUGAAGGGACAGUCUCUUUUCUCCUCGCUCAGCACACGGUGGGCUCUCCACGGGACAGGAAGCCCUGCCGGGCCGGAUGCUUUGUUUGCAGGCAAAGCAAGCAGCAGCUGGACGAGGAGCAGAAAAAGUCACUGUACGGCUUGGAGAGUGCCGAGGAGGUGGAGGAGUGGAAGGUGGUCUGUGGGAAGUUCCUGGCCAUCAACGCCACCAACAUGUCCUGUGCCUGUCCCCGGAGCCCCAGGGGCCUCUCCACCCUCAGCAGCGGAUGGGGGCCCUCGGACCUCGAGGUCCUGUGUCUGACGCUGCUGGAGGCCGCCUGCCACCUGAGCGGCUGCCUCUUUGAUCAGGAUCCGAUUGGCAGGCGGAACGUGCGAGACCCCGAGAAGCCAGGCCGUCCCGGCGCUCACGGGUUUCUCCGCGCACGCGAUGCAUCUUCAGUCUCCUCAGCGUCUGUGCGCGCGCACCCUGGUGACGUCAGUGACGCUGCCCUCUCGUCGGGACAUGCCUCACGCAUCUCUGCGUCCGCACUGGAGCCCUACGGACGUGUGUUGUGGAGCGGACAGGCCCGUCCCAGCUGGGAGUUAGCCAGCGGGGUGUCCGGAUUUGUCCCGGGCCCACCUGGCUCGCAGCUCUCCUUGGCUCCCCAGGGCGCACACUGGCCCCUCAGGAAGGUAGUUGGUCGACUGCCACCCCAGAGAGGCCAGAGCGAAGCGGCCAGCCCAGGGAUGGCCCAGGGUUCGUCGAGGCUGCACUUCCAGCCCUGGCCAGGUGUGGGGCUCCCUGGGGCCGCAGGAGGAGGCGCCUGCGACGCUUCAGCUGUGGCCGUUUGUGUCCGCAGGGUCCACUGCCAGCUGGUCCGACUCUUUGCACGGGGGAUCGAGGAGAAUCCAAAGCAGGCCUCGCACGGCUGA